Molecule: messenger RNA, 4206 nt
Organism: Musca vetustissima
Lineage: Eukaryota; Metazoa; Arthropoda; Insecta; Diptera; Muscidae
Gene: mtRNApol
Product: DNA-directed RNA polymerase, mitochondrial
Exons: 12
Coding region: 1-4206 (1401 amino acids)
Biological process (GO): mitochondrial transcription
Cellular component (GO): mitochondrial DNA-directed RNA polymerase complex
Molecular function (GO): DNA-directed RNA polymerase activity; protein binding; mitochondrial promoter sequence-specific DNA binding
Source: RefSeq, a predicted model, not a curated record
AUGUAUCGUUUAUUAACGAUUAAUCGUGUAGCUGUGGAAAAUUGUAGAUUGGCAUUGUAUGGCAGAAAGCAUGCGGUAAUUGGACGGACAUUUGUGGGUUUGUCUAGCAAGGAGCAACAACUGAACGGGCAAAGGAUUUGUUUAUCGGUAUCGAGACAUCAAUUGGUGAAACAAGAUGCACCACGCGUUGUCUAUUCUCAUUUGCAGAAUAAUAUUAAUUCUAAAAUUUUGACAACUUCGGCGCAUGAUGCAGCCUUAACAGCCGGUCAGACAAAUUCAACAUUGUUGGCCACCACCACCGCCACAACAACAUGUGUGCGUAAACAAUCAACAACACCAACAAAUGUUGAAACAUUAGAGAAGAAGAAGAAGAAAAAACGUAAAUUGCGCUAUUCUAAAUACGUUGAAUUGUUGGAAGUCGUCGAUGGAGCCGCCAAUGUUCGCAAAUCGAAGGUACAACGCCUGAGAGCAAAGAAAUUACAGGAUUUUGUUGCAAAAACUCAACAGGAACUGAUUAAGAAAAUUGUUAAUAAAAAGCAAAAGGCAGCAACAGAGGAAGGUACCAAAAAGAAAAGCAAAGCCAAAACGGCACUAACCAUGCAACCGAUUGAAUAUCAAAAAAUCAAUAUGGAAGUAUUGGAUACAUCUCUGCUGGAAGCUGGAAGUUAUGAUGAUAAACCAAUGAUAUUUUUUGGCAAAGACGAUGAGGAUUUAGUAACGAGAAAAAUACUUCAAAGUCCUGAACAAAUUGACAGGAUAACAAAGUCUUUCCAGAAUUUUAGAGAUAUCAUUGAAAGUUUGGAACAGGAGCACAUGGAUCAUGAAACGUUUAAUCUUAGUGCACCCAAACAUGCUAUGCCAGAGGAGAUUAUCGAUCCAUUGGAUUCGUCUGAACCGUAUGUAAAUCCUGAUAUCAUUGAUGAAUCAACAAAAGUUAGUAAAACAGCCAAUGUUACCGAAAAAUCAAAGCCAAGAUUUAAAUCCAAAAUCCAUUUGAAUGAAACCCAAGAACGUUUAGCCAAAGAACGAGCUUUGCGUUUGAAUCUUAACACAUAUUUAAAUGUGUGUGUUUCUGUGGGUCUACUGAAUCGAGCACUAUCCACCCUCCUGACAUAUCGCCAAAAAGCACUAAAGAAUAAUUCUACAAACAAUUUAAUAACCAUCGAUCUGUACAAUAUUCUUUUGCACGGUUACGCAGAAAAAGGCAACUUUGAACGGUUUCGUGACAUAUUCAAACUAAUUGAGGAGGAUGGCUUGCAAUUCAAUACCCAAACUUUUGCCGCUAUUUUUGAAUGUCUUGGUCGUCUCGAAUCUUCCGAAGCCAAUGUUAUGAAUAUACAAAAGGCAAUUAAGAAAGCUGAAGAAAUGGGUUUCACUUUAAGUGAAAUCAUGGAUAAAUCCUAUUUUAUAGCUGAUCAACGUGAUAUUGCCUUAGAUGCCAUACAAAGGGUUUUACCGGAUUUUCAGCCUGCCUACACGCCACCUGUUUUGGAAUAUAAUAAUACUCUGUUGAACACUUUCAAUGAACAAAUUCAACCAGCAACUGAUAUGGAAGUUAAUGCUGCACACUCUCAAGAAAAAGUUCCCGGUUCAGAGAUAAUGAAUUCUAAAAUGGGCUAUAGUAAAGAACAACUGGAAGAAAUGGCCAGAGAACAAUUGAGGAUUGAACUUGAAGGCAGUGUAACAAUAAAAUCUAUUGAAAAAACCAAGGAAUUUACAAACACCGAGUUAUGUCGUGAAAAAUUGAAAGAAAUGGAAACCCAAUGGCGUAGCCAAAUUUGCAAUGCCAUUGCUCGGGAUUUAAAUACCCUGAAAGCCCAAGUACGCUACAAACCCAAUGGAUAUAUGAACUAUUAUACCUAUUUGAAUACCCUGGACAGUUCACAAUAUGCCGAUAUUUUAAUACGUGAAAUUUAUAAACUUGCGGAGGGUUCCGAAACAUUUAGCCCCACUGUGGGUCAAUUGUAUAAAGAAUUGGGACAGAAAGUACAACAGCGUUUCCAAAUAGAGCAGAAAAAGAAAAAUGGUAUAUUAGAAAAAAUUGGUGACAUCUAUAGUUCAUACUGUGAUAUUUGGGAUCAUGGCAAUAGCAGUGAUAAUACCCGUCAAAUGUGGCAACGCUUGGUACACAAAGAACGUGCCACAGGCCCAAGUAUGGACAUAAAAGAAGUUGCCUGGCCAACAAAUGUUCUGACUGGUGUCGGUCGUUUCCUUUAUAAUAUAUUAAUGCGUGAUAUAAAAAUCGAUUCGUAUUGUAUGCGUCAGAAUCAAAAGAGCGGUCAACAAAAUUUACUACCAGCCUUUUAUACACUGUUUCGUAAUCAGGGACGUUUGGUCAAAGAGGAAGUUAAACCACAUCCCGUGUUGGCAAGAUUACUACGUGCUUCGCGUCGCCAAACAUUGACAUUUGAUUCAAAUUUGGUGCCAAUGCUAUGUCCACCUCAACCCUGGAGUACACCACAUAAUGGUGGUUAUUUAUUAAAUAAAUCCGAUUUGAUACGUUUACCCUUACAGGCCAUACAACAAUGGGAACGUAUUAAUUCCAUGAAUCCACAAAAUAUAUAUCCUGCCUUAGAUUCUCUCAAUCAAUUAGCUAGUGUACCAUGGCGCGUUAAUACAGAUGUUCUUGAUGUCAUUAUUGAAGUUUUUCAAAAUGGUGGCGACGACAAACUUGAUGUACCCCAACCGCCUAGCUCUUUACCUGCCCUUCCAUCAAUUCCUAAAAACGAUGCAUCAAUAUCGAAUGCGGAUCGUGCAAAAUUAUUCAAAGAUAAAAUGAUCCAUAGACGUAAACAGGCUGAAAUGUAUAGUUUAUGGUGCGAUACAUUAUACAGAUUAUCAUUGGCGAACCAUUUCCGCGACAAAGUUUUUUGGUUACCACACAAUAUGGACUUUAGAGGACGUGUCUACCCGGUACCGCCACAUCUCAAUCAUUUGGGUUCAGAUUUAGCCCGUUCCAUGCUCAUAUUUGAUCAACCCCAGCCAUUGGGCGUCGAUGGUUUCAGUUGGCUGAAAUUACAUUGUAUAAAUCUCACUGGCCUUAAAAAACGCGAUUCGGUUAGAGAACGUCUCCUCUAUGCCGAAGAAGUAAUGCCGGAAAUUUUAGAUUCUGCCGAUAAUCCUCUUACCGGUCGUAGAUGGUGGGCAAAAUCAGAUGAGCCCUGGCAAACGCUGGCCUGCUGCAUAGAAAUAGCCAAAGUUCACCGUUCACCCAAUCCUGCAGAAUACCUCAGUCGUUUCCCCAUCCAUCAAGAUGGUUCGUGUAAUGGUUUACAACAUUAUGCCGCUUUGGGUCGGGAUAAAGCGGGUGCUAUCAGUGUAAAUUUGGCUCCCUCAGAAACACCAAAUGAUGUAUACAGUGCUGUGGCAGCUUUAGUCGAGAAAUCACGUAAGCGUGAUGCGGAUAAUGGUCUGCACGUGGCAGAGGCUCUCAAUGGCUUUGUUAAACGUAAGGUUAUUAAACAGACAGUUAUGACGACGGUUUACGGAGUGACACGUUACGGAGCACGCUUACAAAUCGCUCGUCAACUAAAGGAUAUUGACGAAUUCCCCAAAGAUUGGGUCUGGCCCGCCUCCACAUAUUUGACAACUAAAACAUUUGAAAGUAUACGUGAAAUGUUCACGUCGACACGUGAAAUUCAAGAUUGGUUCACCGAGUGUGCUCGACUAAUAUCCGGUGUUUGUGGCAAAAAUGUCGAAUGGGUAACACCAUUGGGUUUGCCGGUCGUUCAACCGUAUAAUCGUCAGGAGCACAAACAAAUUCCCAAACCAAAUGUUCGUGUAUCGGAGGUAAUGGCCACCGAUAUGUAUGAAAAACCAAAUGUUAUGAAACAAAAGAAUGCCUUCCCGCCGAAUUUCAUUCAUUCGCUGGAUUCAUCGCACAUGAUGUUGACGUCAUUGCAUUGUGAACGUGCCGGUCUCACGUUUGUCUCGGUGCAUGAUUGCUUCUGGACGCAUGCGUGCACAGUGCCCGAAUUGAAUCGCAUUUGUCGCGAGCAAUUUGUGGCUUUACAUUCACAGCCAAUAUUGGAGGAUUUAUCGGAAUUCCUAAAAGAAAAAUAUAGUUUUAGAGAGGGAGAGUUUAGCAAUGACUAUUCAGCUGAAGACUUAUCGAAACGAAACUUAAAUCGUGUACUUUGUCAAAUGCCCCAGAAAGGCGAUUUCGAUUUGCGCAAUGUUUUGGACUCUGUAUACUUUUUCAGUUAA